Leptopilina heterotoma is the source of this 818-nucleotide messenger RNA. RefSeq lists its product as uncharacterized. Bases 39 to 818 code for a protein of 259 amino acids. The transcript has 4 exons. The record is from RefSeq and is a predicted model, not a curated record. NCBI's taxonomy places the organism in Eukaryota, Metazoa, Arthropoda, Insecta, Hymenoptera, Figitidae.
UAUCGCCAUUUUCAAAGGAAUGCUGGUAUUUAACAGCCAUGAUGACAGUUUUAUUAAACAUUUUGUUUUCCAUAACAUUGAGAUUGGAAAAUAUUGCCAGUUGUUAUGAGCGUUAUAAAAUUUCAUUAUUAACUACAUAUGGCACAAUCUUUCAACAAGGUUCAGAAUUUUGUCCAGAAAAUCCAUCUGGUCGAGUAGGAUUUUUAACACUGGGAAUAUUUAGUCUUUUAACAUUCAAUUUUUAUUCAGCCUACUUGGUUUCUGCGAGAUUAAAUGAGCCAAUCAUAAAAAUGAAUGAUUCUCUAUAUUCUCUUUCCAAAAGCAAUUUGAAAGUAGCAUCAGAACCACUUAUUUACCUAAACUUUUAUCUAAAGUUUUAUAGAAAUAAAUGGCUUACAACACAAGAAUCUGAAAGGUUUCUACUUCCGGAAGAAGGCAUAAGAAAAGUAUAUGAAGGAAAUUUUGCAUAUCAUUCAGAAACGGAUAUUUUAUAUCCAUAUAUUGAAAAAUUGUUUGAUAAUCAACGAAUUUGUGAAAUUACAACUGUGCACAUGGUCCAUCCAACAUUACUACCUCUUUAUAUUAGCAAAGGAAGUCCAUUUACAGAAAUCGCUAAAAUAGGAUUAGCAAAACUAUAUGAUAUGGGAAUUCGUCACAGAGAGUUAAAUAGAUGGGCAGCAAGAGAACCUCAAUGUCAAAAGGAACUGCUUGGUGUCAGCAGUAUAACCAUAUAUGAAACAAUACCAACAUUAGUACUGCUUAACAGUGGUGUUUUGUUUUCAAUCAUUAUUCUUUUUGCUGAAAUUACACAUAAAUGA